This is a messenger RNA of Schistosoma mattheei, 2482 nucleotides long. The record is from the annotation of a GenBank genome assembly. Lineage: Eukaryota; Metazoa; Platyhelminthes; Trematoda; Strigeidida; Schistosomatidae.
AAUUGACGGGCACAUUUCAAAAGAUACUUUAUUUACUUCAAAGCAAUAUUGUUCAUUGUUAAUUACUAUCAUUAUUAUUAUUAUUAUUAUUAAUCAUUAUGGCUUAUUCAGGUUAUUCAACAGAUAAUUCUGAUUCAGAUCAAACGAAUUCAUAUCCACUUAAAGAAAAAUCAAAAUUGAAAAAACGUAUUCGACGAAAUCAUCAUCGUAAACGUUUUGGACGAAUGGCUAAAUCAUGGAAAUUUAUAAAAUUGCGAAAAUUAUGGGAAAGAGAUAUGGCUAAACAAAGAAGUAUAUCAGCACCUUUUGUUCCAAUUAAAGCCAAUAAUAAAUGUGAAUCUAUGACAGCCAGUUUACUUUUCAUGUUUGCUAUAACACAGUGUAUAUUUGGAUUUGUAUUACCGAUAUGUGAUUCAUUUGGUAUGAAAGGAUCUAAACUUUACUAUGAAGCAGAUCAUAAGUAUUAUUUGGAAAUAUUUCUAAUUUCUCAGUAUUGUGGAGCAUUACUUGUAUUAGCUUAUUUACAAUAUUUAAUUUAUAGUGGAACUAAAAAACAGUUAAAACAAGCCCUUAUUCAUGAAAUUUAUAAAUCUAAAACUGGUCGUCAAUUAGUUGAUGAUAAACAUAUGAUAAUUAAUGAACAUCAUGAAUUAAGUGAACCAAAUAUAUUGAUAAAAUCAGAUUAUACAAAUAAUUCCUCACCAGUUAGCCCAAUUGAUAAACCAUCUGAUAUUGAAUCAACAACAAGUGAACGACAACUGACACGAUUAAUUCGCCUUUACAAUGAUAAUAAUAAUAAUAAUCAAGAGAAACCUUAUAUAUCAAUACAUCCGGAAGGAAUGAAUUUAUAUAUGCGACUUGGAGCAGUUGGUUUCGGUUUAGGAGUAAUGAUUCAUGAUGGUUUCAAUUUGUCUUCAGUAUGGGAAGUCCGUGAUUCAGUAUGUCACAGUAAACUUUGGAUACCAAAACAUAUAAUAAGAAUAGUUUGGGUACUUUGGCAAACAUAUUUUGUGUUCAAAUAUCAUAGAGUUAUAUUACACCGUCAUCGAGUAACAGUACGUUUGUCUUGUAUACAUUUGGCUACAAUAAAUUUUUGUCAUUGGCUUAAAGUUGUAGUUAGUGAAGUGGCGUUAAGUUUAAAAACACCAGUUUCUCAUUCAUCAACAGUUCAUUCACAUCACAUUUCAAAUCUUGUCAUUGAAAAGCAUAAUAUGACUCAUAUUUCAUUGAAUCCUUACAAUGGAAAUUAUACUCAAAAUAAUCACUAUACCAAAGGUGAUACAUUGGCCGGAACAAUAAAUCAACAUAACAAUAAUAAUAUCUCUAAACUAUGCCUUGGUUAUUUGGGUGUUACACUUGAUCCAUUUUUAUUUCCAUUAGCUAUUGAAUAUAGUUUAAUAACUGGAUCAUUCUUUUAUAAAAUGUUACAACGUUUAGAUCAAACAUUUCCAAAAUCAUUUAAUCGUACAUCAAAUGAUAGUGAUUGUCUUGCGUUGAAUUCAUCAAGUUUAUUUAGUCCAUCACCGACAUCAAUCUCUAAUAGUAUAAAUAAAAGUGAAUUUGAUAAAUUCUUUGAUGAUAUUUCAGAACAACAACAACAAUAUCAUCCAGAAUGUACAAAACACAUGUCAUAUAGACCAGUAAUGGGAUGUAAAGUAUUUCUUCCAUUAUUGAAAAAGAAUAAAUUACCAAUAUUAAAUGAAGAUUACACAGCACCUAUAGUUGAAGACAAUAAAGAAAUAUCUGAUAAUAAUGAUAAUGAACAUGAAAAAUCAAUAAAAUUUAAUACAGAACAUCAAUGUCAUCGUUCUCAUACUGGUUUAUUUUUAGGUAUUAUGUUAUUAAUAGGUAGUAUUGUAUGUAUGGUAUUAUUUAUAAUACGUGGACGUAAUGGUUAUAAACAAUUUGCUGCAUAUAUUUAUCAAAAAUCUAAAUUAACUUUAUCAACAAUUAGUUUAUUAGCAUGUAUUAUAGCAAUUAAACAAACAAAUCAAUUAAAAUUUCAUCGUUUAAAACAUGGUGAAAAUUUUGAAUAUAAUUUAUUAACUAUUGGUUUAAUUGCUAUAUUAUAUAUUAUUAAAUGUACAUUAGAAAUAUGUCAAGCAUUAAUACAAUUUUUUUUUAUUGUUGAAACAUCAAGACGUAAAGUAUGUUGUAUUAAUCAAUCAAGAAUAAAACCAGGUCGUUCAAUUAUUGUCUUUUUAUUAAUAUGUAAUUUAGCAUUAUGGUUAAUUAAUACAUUUGAAGUAAGAAGUGCUGAAACACAAUUACCAUUAUAUAGACAAUAUUUUGGUGUACGUACAUGGUCUGUGAUUACAUAUUGUUUUAUACCAUUAAUUAUAUUUUUUCGUUUUCAUUCAACUGUAUGCUUAGCUGAAUUAUGGACAAAAUUAUAUACAUUAAGGUAAAUUGAUUACUUUCUCUUUCUCUCUCUCUUUUUUUAUCUCUAUCUGUGCAUCUCCCUUACACACACACACAUACA